AAAAGGCGGAUUUGAGCUUCGGAACUUCUCCUACUCCGAUUUCAAAUCCCCAAGCCUUGCCCCUGCUCUUUCAGUCUUCAAAUAUUAUUUUACCCUUCUUCUCCCUCUUCCAUUCCCUACUCUUAGCUAAACUCCUUAGAGAUGACUGCAAGUCUAAUGGAGAAUCCAUUGAAAUCCCACAAAUCCAGAGCCUAUCAAAAGGCAAAAGGAAAAGGAAUGGUGGCACCCUUUGCCUUUCUUUUCUCCAUUGUGUUUUACUUCUCUAUCUUCUACGUCUUCAGCUUUUCACCGUCGGCUCUUUUUAGCGAUAACAAGUUCUGGUUCGUCAUUUCCAACACUCUCAUCCUCAUCAUUGCCGCUGAUUACGGUGCUUUCUCUUCCUCCAAAGACCAGAAGCGUGACUUUUUCGACGAAUAUUACGCCUUGCGUAGCCAAGCAGCCAGGACGACGACUACUACUGUUGCUCCUCCAUUUGUUUCACAAUACCCCGAAAUUGUGAAAAAGAACAUUCCCGUGGAAGAAGAGAUUACUUCGAAUGAAAAGAAUAAAGCAGAUGAUCAUGUAAUCGAAAUGAACAAUGAAUUUAUCCCUGAAAAGAUAUUGGAAAUUGUCAAAAUUGAACCUUCAACUGACAAUUUCCAAGCAAAGACUACUCAGCGGGACGAAACUCCUAUUAAAGCAGCUGAUAAUGGAACUUGUUGUGAUCACCAGGUAAUAAUGAUCAACAACAAGAACAAGAAGAAGAAGAUUGAACCAAAAACUAUCCGACGAAGCAAGUCUGAAAAAGUGAAACAUGUUAAUAAAGCACUUGACGACAAGAAGAAGGGUGCUUUAUAUCGUUCAAAGACGGAAAAGCAGCAUGAACAUGAGGAACCAAGUGCCAAAGACGACGAGUUUUCCACCAUGUCAAAUGAGGAACUUAACAGGAGAGUCGAAGAGUUCAUUGAGAAGUUCAAUCGCCAAAUUAGGCUUCAAGGUGCUAGAAAUCGCCAACUUUUGGAAUUGGAAUAGGAGAUACUGUAAUAGUUAUACAACCAAAAAAGAAAAAGAAAAAAAAAAAAAACCUGUCAGCUUCAUUAUGGUUUUGAUUGGGUGUACUUUGUCUUCCCACUUUGUUUUUGUUGUCUUCCAUUAGAAAGUACGAUAGCUGGUGGUCGGUGUAAAUGGUUUGGAGUUUAGUAAGAACUAAGAAGAGUUAUCUUUUUCAAUUCCCUUUCAACGAUUUUCGUUUUCAAAA
Molecule: messenger RNA, 1237 nt
Organism: Gossypium arboreum
Lineage: Eukaryota; Viridiplantae; Streptophyta; Magnoliopsida; Malvales; Malvaceae
Exons: 1
Coding region: 142-1011 (289 amino acids)
Source: RefSeq, a predicted model, not a curated record